AUGAUGAAUGACACUACAGUGACUGAAUUCAUCCUGCAGGGCUUCUCAGACGAGCUUGAAAUGAGAAUCAUGAGUGCCGUGCUCGUUCUCUUCAUCUACCUCUUUGCCCUCCUGGGCAACGCCUCUGUCAUUGCAGCUGUGACCAGGGACAGCCACCUGCACACUUCCAUGUACUUCUUCCUGAAGAAUCUCUCCUUCCUGGACAUGUGCUACCCCUCAGUCACUGUCCCCAAGGUGCUUGCCAGUUCCCUUGCAGGCUCCAACGUCAACUCCUUCUGGGAAUGGAUGGCCGAGCUCUUCCUCUUUGUGACCCUGUGUGCCUUGGAGUGCUUCCUCCUCACAUCCAUGGCCUGCAACCGCUGCUUGGCUAUCCACAGGCCUCUCCUGUAUGGCAUCAUGAGCAGAAAGCUGUGCUAUGAGCUGGUGGUGGCGGCCUGGCUGAGUGGGGUCCUCUAUGACAUCUUCCACACCAUCAACACCUUCUCCCUCCCCUUCUGUGGGCCCAACAUCAUCAAUUACUUCUUCUGCGACAGCUCCCCCAUCAUGAGGCUUUCCUGCAGGGAUGCCUGUGCCAUCGAGGAGGUGAGAUUUGUGGUGGUGGGGUGUGUGAUUCUCGGGGUCUGUGCCCUCACCAUCCUACCCUAUGUCCUCAUCAUUGCCAAUGUCAUGCAGAUCCACUCUGCGGGUGGCUGCCAGAAGGCCUUCUCCACCUGCUCCUCCCACCUCGUCUGGGUCAUUCUGUUUUACAUUGCUGGGAGCUUUGCUUACCUGACACCUACUGCCCAGUACUCACCCACCGAGGAGGGGCCAUCCUCACACCCAGCUUGA
This is a messenger RNA of Cavia porcellus (domestic guinea pig), 828 nucleotides long. Its product is annotated as olfactory receptor 5A2-like. Gene Ontology annotation, cellular component: membrane. The record is from RefSeq and is a predicted model, not a curated record. Gene Ontology annotation, molecular function: G protein-coupled receptor activity; odorant binding; olfactory receptor activity. The transcript has a single exon. Gene Ontology annotation, biological process: G protein-coupled receptor signaling pathway. Bases 1 to 828 code for a protein of 275 amino acids. NCBI's taxonomy places the organism in Eukaryota, Metazoa, Chordata, Mammalia, Rodentia, Caviidae.